CGAGAUGCUGCGCCACCUGCUCCGCCACGAGAACAACAAGGUCUUCGUCCUGAUCCUGCUCUACUGCGUCCUGGUCAGCAUCCUGAAACUCUGCACGGCCCAGGCGGAUAGUUCAGUGGCCGCCAGCGAUAAUGAUAUUACGCAUCUCGGCGACGAUUGCCAGGUGACCCCCGUCAUUCAUGUGCUCCAGUAUCCCGGAUGUGUGCCCAAGCCAAUUCCCUCAUUCGCCUGUGUGGGUCGCUGUGCCAGUUAUAUUCAGGUAUCGGGCAGUAAGAUCUGGCAAAUGGAACGCUCCUGCAUGUGCUGCCAGGAAUCUGGGGAACGGGAGGCAGCCGUCUCGCUCUUCUGUCCCAAAGUGAAGCCCGGCGAGCGGAAGUUCAAGAAGGUCCUGACCAAGGCUCCGCUGGAGUGCAUGUGCCGGCCAUGCACCUCAAUCGAGGAGUCGGGCAUCAUACCGCAGGAAAUAGCCGGCUACUCGGAUGAAGGUCCCCUCAACAAUCAUUUCCGGCGUAUCGCUCUGCAAUAGAUCCCCUUUCAGAAUAACUUUCAUUAACAUUUGCACAUUAAAAUAAAUUAAAAUUGCCGUAUCUGCUUGUACACAG
Drosophila takahashii is the source of this 602-nucleotide messenger RNA. It is a transcript of the gene Burs, whose product is annotated as Cuticle-tanning hormone bursicon. Gene Ontology annotation, biological process: animal organ morphogenesis. Gene Ontology annotation, molecular function: BMP binding; receptor ligand activity. NCBI's taxonomy places the organism in Eukaryota, Metazoa, Arthropoda, Insecta, Diptera, Drosophilidae. The record is from RefSeq and is a predicted model, not a curated record.